Castor canadensis (American beaver) is the source of this 1889-nucleotide messenger RNA. Lineage: Eukaryota; Metazoa; Chordata; Mammalia; Rodentia; Castoridae. The record is from RefSeq and is a predicted model, not a curated record.
UGGAGUAUGUGGUUAGUGUCUAUGCUCAGAAUCAAAAUGGAGAGAGCCAGCCCCUGGUUCAAACUGCAGUAACCACCAUUCCUGCUCCAACCAACCUGAGAUUCACUCAGGUUACACCCACCAGCUUGAGUGCCCAGUGGACAGCACCCAACGUUCAACUCACUGGAUACCGAGUACGGGUGACCCCCAAGGAGAAGACUGGACCAAUGAAGGAAAUCAACCUUUCUCCUGACAGCUCAUCUGUGGUUGUGUCAGGGCUCAUGGUGGCAACAAAAUAUGAAGUGAGUGUCUAUGCUCUUAAGGACACACUGACAAGCAGACCAGCUCAGGGAGUUGUCACCACUCUGGAGAAUGUCAGCCCUCCAAGAAGAGCCCGUGUGACAGAUGCUACUGAGACUACCAUCACCAUUAGCUGGAGAACCAAGACCGAGACCAUCACUGGCUUCCAAGUUGAUGCUAUCCCAGCUACUGGCCAGACCCCAGUUCAGAGAACCAUCAGCCCAGAUGUCAGAAGCUACACCAUCACAGGUUUACAACCAGGCACUGACUACAAGAUCCACCUGUACAUCAAUGACAACUCCCGGAGCUCCCCUGUGGUCAUCGAUGCCUCCACUGCCAUUGAUGCACCAUCCAACCUGCGUUUCCUGACCACCACACCGAACUCCUUACUGGUAUCAUGGCAGCCACCUCGUGCCAGGAUUACUGGUUAUAUCAUCAAGUAUGAGAAGCCUGGGUCCCCUCCCAGAGAAGUGGUCCCUCGGCCCCGCCCUGGUGUCACAGAGGCCACCAUUACUGGCCUGGAACCGGGAACUGAGUACACCAUCUACAUCAUUGCCCUCAAGAACAACCAAAAGAGCGAGCCUCUGAUCGGAAGGAAAAAGACAGAUGAGCUUCCCCAACUGGUAACCCUUCCACACCCUAAUCUUCAUGGACCAGAGAUCUUGGAUGUUCCCUCCACAGUUCAAAAGACCCCUUUCAUCACCAACCCUGGGUAUGACACCGGCAAUGGUAUUCAGCUUCCUGGCACAUCCCAUCAGCAGCCCAGUGUUGGGCAACAAAUGAUCUUUGAGGAACAUGGUUUUAGGCGGACCACACCACCCACUGCGGCCACCCCUGUAAGGCACAGGCCAAGACCAUACCCACCGAAUGUAGAUGAGGAGAUCCAAAUUGGUCAUGUCCCCAGGGGAGACGUUGACCACCAUCUCUACCCUCACGUUCUGGGGCUCAAUCCAAAUGCCUCUACAGGACAAGAAGCUCUCUCUCAGACAACCAUCUCUUGGACCCCAUUCCAGGAAAGUUCUGAGUACAUCAUUUCAUGUCAACCUGUUGGCAUUGAUGAGGAACCCUUACAGUUCCGAGUUCCUGGAACUUCCACCAGUGCCACUCUGACAGGCCUGACCAGGGGGGCCACCUACAACAUCAUAGUGGAGGCUCUGAAAGACCAGAGAAGGCACAAAGUUCGGGAGGAGGUUGUUACUGUGGGAAACUCCGUCAAUGAUGGUUUGAACCAACCUACAGAUGACUCAUGCUUCGACCCCUACACGGUUUCCCAUUAUGCCAUUGGAGAGGAGUGGGAGCGAUUAUCUGAAUCUGGCUUUAAACUCACUUGCCAGUGCUUAGGCUUUGGCAGUGGUCAUUUCAGAUGUGAUUCAUCUAAAUGGUGCCACGACAAUGGUGUGAACUACAAGAUUGGAGAGAAGUGGGAUCGCCAGGGAGAAAAUGGUCAGAUGAUGAGCUGCACAUGUCUGGGGAAUGGAAAAGGAGAGUUCAAGUGUGAUCCUCAUGAGGCAACAUGUUAUGAUGAUGGGAAGACCUACCAUGUAGGUGAACAGUGGCAGAAGGAAUAUCUUGGUGCCAUUUGCUCUUGCACAUGCUUCGGAGGCCAGCGG